UGUCGACAACGGAGGGAUGGUGGAAAAGUAAUGGAGUGACAGAGGAGAGGGUGUUCCAAAAUGUGGCGAAAUGGAAUCUGUAUGGUGCGCGUGACGACAUUUAAGUGCACUACCCUCGUGCUAACUUUUUUCCAACGUGCUGACUCAGCAAGACUGGCCUCUGCAGUAUUUUUUCACUUUCAAAUCCCUUAAAUCCUCAGACGAGACAAAGAAUCCCCUAAUUCCAUAAUGUCUCUCUCUCGUCUCUCUCCAUCUCCCCUGCCUAAAAACACCCCCUCCUCUCUCCCCGCGUAAGCCCGCCCGGGCAUAAACAUCGCUAUCCCUCUCCCUCUCUCACCUGUUCACUUAUUUAAGCAUAAACAAACUCGCGUAAGGGCCAUAACGAGAAUAGUUUUCUUGAAUUAGAAUUAGUCUUCUCCUUUUCUCCUCUCUCCCUAAACACACUGGUAGUUAUACGUCGUUGACUCGUAGUGCUCUACUGAGAAGGCGCGUCCCGAGAUUUUCAGGAGGGCUAAGAAAUGGAUUCCCGCCACUCCUUUCACGGAGGCGACGCGGUGCAAACAGAAAGUUAUGCUUUUGAGGCUGCAAUCCUGGCAGCGACCCACGAAAUGAAUCGGUCGGACUUUUAUUACGGAGGGAACCGCUUAGAAGGAACCCAGGCAGCGGGGUAUUCUGCAGCUGCGGCCCAGAUCGCUUUAAAUUUUGACAGCUCCAACAGCUCAGACUACCCUACGGAUGACGACCUCCAAGUCUUGGUUUCCGACAUCGAGGAGGACGGAACAGAUGUUGCAGAGAUGCCGGCCUCUGGCCAGCUAGGCAGCGGUCACCCUUCUGGGGGAGCGCCUUGCUCGACAUUGCUGCAGCAUAUCGGAUACAGAGAUGGAACGCAAUCUACUUCCCGUGCUAAUAUAGAAAGAGAGGAGCUUGAGUCCGACCCUGGGGUGCCAAGAGAGGGGAUGCAGUUUGAUAAAGAAGAGGCGGCAUUUAAUUUUUAUGAGCAGUACGGGAAACAAGCCGGUUUCUGUAUAAAGAGGGGAAAAAUAGAGUACGAGAGAUCGGACAAGGGACAAAUCAAGGGGAAGUACUUCUUCUGCAAAGAGAUGCCGACGCAGGGCACGAGAAAAACUUGUGAGGCUAAGAUCCGGUGCAAGGUUGAGGGUGGAAAGUGGAGGAUCUCGAAGGUCGUUCUCGAGCAUAGUCACGGUCUUGCGGGACAUUUCGCUGGCGACCAGGAGGCAGUGGAAGAUUCGCCUGCCGCAAGGGCUCCUUCGACAGGCGAGUAUGAGGCCGAACCUACUUUAAUUUCGAAUGUGGGUUGUAGUGGCGUCUCGCGAGGCACAGGGAGGAAUCCCUCAAUGGCUCAGGACUUAAUUGAUAGCUUCAAGAGUAUGCAGACGGAAGAUUCUCACUUUUUCUACACAGUGCAAUUAGAAGCGGCACAAGGCAUGGCGAAUUUUUUCUGGAGGGAUGGCCAGUCCAUGGUGGAUUACGAGCAUUUCGGGGAUGUUCUAAUCCUGGACACAAGAACUACAAUCAACAUCUACAACAUGAUCUGUGCAGCGUUUUGGGGACUUAAUCAUCAUCGGCAGCGCAUCAUAUUCGGAUAUGCUUUCUUGGUCGAUCAAGGCGUGGAUUCAUUCAAGUGGUUGCUCCAAAGCUUCCUCGGAGCGAUGAGGGGGAAGAAACCGGAGACCAUCAUUACUGAAGUCAGCGAAGAAAUUGCAGAAGCCUUAAAAGUGGUCUUGCCAGGGACAUUCCACCGUCUGCCAUAUUGGUCUAUUUUGAACAGUGACCGUACCGAUGUCAAUGACCUCCUCAGCGAGUGCAUCUUCAAUGUCCAGUUGCCAAAUGAAUUCGAUUCGAAGUGGAAUGCCCUCUUAGCGAGGUGCAACCCGCAUGAAAAGAAGCAAUUUACUUCUCUGUAUGAAAUGCGUAAGAAAUGGUCUCUUCCGUUCACGAAAAUAGUGUUCUCAGCCGGCCUACUCUCAAUACAAAACAACGAGGAUUCUUGUCCUGUGUUUGAGAAUCUCUCCUGGGAGACGAGUUUGCCCCAAAUUGCUCACCGAUGUAAAAUGGUGGCCAAGCACCUGCGCAGCAGAGAAUUUGAGGAAGACGAGUUCUGUGAGACGACCGCGGCGGUGGAUUUGGAAUCCAGGAGCCCUAUGGAGAAACAAGCCAAAUGCUUAUAUACUAGACCGAUUUUCGAGAUGUUCCAAAAGGAGCUGAUUAAUAGCCUAUCACUGGCGAUCAGAGUAAGCAACGACAGGGAAACGUUUGAGUUGACUGAACAAGACAGCAAGAAAAUUGCCACCGUCAAGGUUAAUCGUACCGAUUUGACAUUAGCAUGUAGCUGUGGGAAGUUCAAGUCGGUAGGUAUUCUCUGUUAUCAUGUCUUGAAAGUAUACAAUUACUAUAAUAUUUUUGAGAUACCGUCCUGCUACUUGUCGAAACGAUGGAUGAAAUCUGCCAAAGACCGUCUGCCGAUUGACACCCCCAGUGCAAACACAGUACAGGACAGUGGUGCUUCAUCUAGGAGGGAAUAUAUGCGAGAGGCUUUGCAUGUCUCACAUGGACACGGAUUUAAGAAGAGGGAGAGGAUACCAUUGAGGGCUUGGAGAAUGGAAGAAACGGAAGGCCAUUCGGAGGGUAUCGAUGAUGAUGCUGUAGAACCAUGACAAGAGUGAAAUGCCAAAGUUCAUCCAGAAACCGGCCACUUAUCUCUCUGCUUUGUUUUUGGUUUCAUCGGUAAAUACAGUAGUGAUUGCGUGCUUGGGUAAAAGAGAUGGAUGUUACAAAGUCAUACUUGCAAAUUAUUGCAAUAUGGCGUUUUUAGUAUGUUCGAACGCAAUUCGCUCUUUUAAAUCUCUAA
Eucalyptus grandis is the source of this 2869-nucleotide messenger RNA. Its product is annotated as protein FAR1-RELATED SEQUENCE 3. Lineage: Eukaryota; Viridiplantae; Streptophyta; Magnoliopsida; Myrtales; Myrtaceae. Bases 519 to 2675 code for a protein of 718 amino acids. The record is from RefSeq and is a predicted model, not a curated record. Gene Ontology annotation, molecular function: zinc ion binding. The transcript is spliced from 2 exons. Gene Ontology annotation, biological process: regulation of DNA-templated transcription.